AUGUCUCACGAAAAGCCCAAAGUUCCUUGUAUGACCUGGGGCGCAUUCAUGCAAAUCACCGAUAACUUCUGGCCAGGUCCACCUACUCUUACAGAAAAAGACUAUCCCUCUUUGACUGGGAAGGUUGUAAUUGUCACCGGUGGAAAUACCGGUGUUGGUUAUCAAACUGCUAAAUCUUUAGCUGGGUCUACCAAUGCUAAGGUCUACAUAUUUGCCAGAAGUGAGGAAAAGGCAUUGGCUGCAAUCAGGAGAAUGGAACUUGAGGUCGCCCAGGAGUACAAUAAAAACAAAAUUGAUGUUCACUUCAUCAAGCUUGACUUGGGUGAUUUGACCACAAUCAAAGCCUCUGCCGACGAAUUCCUCUCCAAGGAAGAUAGAUUGGAUAUUAUCAUCCAUAAUGCUGGUGUCAUGACCCCACCAAAGGGUUCCAAGACAGCACAAGGUUUUGAAUUACAACUAGGCACGAAUGCCAUAGGACCACAUUUGUUUCAGAAAUUCUUGGACCCAUUAUUCAUUAAGACGUCUAAGUCCAACAAGCCUGGAGAAUCCAGAGUUGUAUGGGUUGCAUCUUCCGGACACUUCUUUUCUCCCGAAGGAGGAAUCUUCUAUCCAGAUCCCAAUUUCAGAAACACCAACUUCCCAUCCAUGCGGAUUUACGGACAAAGCAAGGCUUGUAAUGUCAUGCAAUCAGUUGAAUGGCCCAAACACCAUCCAGAAGCAACUAACGUUAUCAGUCUCAAUUUAUGCCCCGGCGCCUUGAAGACAGAUUUACAAAGACACACAGGCACCGCGGGCCGCAUCAUGUCCGGCUUGUUACAUGAUGCUAGAAAAGGUGCUUACACUGAACUCUUUGCAGCCUUAUCUCCCUCCAUCACAGUCAAGGACCAAGGCAUUCAUGUUAUUUCCUUUGGAAAGAUUGGCUUCAACAGAAAGGAUCUUAAAGAUCCAGCUAAUACUUCUAAGGCUUGGGACUUCUUGGACAAACAAGUUGAAAAGUAUUUGUAA
Scheffersomyces stipitis CBS 6054 is the source of this 1005-nucleotide messenger RNA. RefSeq names its product short-chain alcohol dehydrogenase retinol dehydrogenase Protochlorophyllide reductase (gene RDH2). The record is from RefSeq and is a predicted model, not a curated record. The transcript has a single exon. The coding region runs from base 1 to 1005 and encodes 334 amino acids. NCBI's taxonomy places the organism in Eukaryota, Fungi, Ascomycota, Pichiomycetes, Serinales, Debaryomycetaceae.